UCACAUCCCACGGUGCAGAUCAGCUCCAAACAACACAUUACACCCUAUUCGUGAUUUGACAACAUGCUCCUGUUCCUGUUCUUGUUUGGUCUGGCUCUGGGAGCUGAGUCUCCUUUAGGUGACAAUGAAUUGAAACUACAGCGUGGUAACUGUCCCCCAUUCUGGUUCAGCUUCAACAGCCGCUGCUACAAGUACGUCGCCACACAUAUGACCUGGGCUGAUGCAGAGCUCUACUGUGUGUCAGAGAGAGCCAACCUGGUGUCUAUCCACAGUCAGGAAGAACAGGACUUUGUGAAAUCCCUGAUCAAGAACUUUGACCAUGCUGAGGGAUACACCUGGAUCGGACUAAGUGACACACAGAAGGAAGGAGGAUGGAUGUGGUCUGAUGGAUGUGCAGUGGACUUUGACUUUUGGUUUUCAGAACAGCCAGACAAUGGUGCUGGAACUGAACAUUGUGUUCACAACAACUAUGCAAAAGAUCUGAAAUGGAAUGAUGCCACAUGUUCUGACACUUAUCCAUCUGUUUGUGUUUCUCGCAUAAUCUGCCCGUAGCAACUGAGAUGGUUGCUGAG
Molecule: messenger RNA, 572 nt
Organism: Scomber japonicus (chub mackerel)
Lineage: Eukaryota; Metazoa; Chordata; Actinopteri; Scombriformes; Scombridae
Product: lactose-binding lectin l-2-like
Exons: 1
Coding region: 64-552 (162 amino acids)
Molecular function (GO): signaling receptor activity
Source: RefSeq, a predicted model, not a curated record